Messenger RNA from Magallana angulata, 1876 nucleotides. RefSeq lists its product as uncharacterized. The transcript has 3 exons. The coding region runs from base 95 to 1384 and encodes 429 amino acids. Lineage: Eukaryota; Metazoa; Mollusca; Bivalvia; Ostreida; Ostreidae. The record is from RefSeq and is a predicted model, not a curated record.
UUAAGGCCCAUGCCCACAGUUUUACCUGGAAGUUUGCACCUGUACAGUGAGGAGUAUCAGUCUGACCUCCGUGUUUAAUCACUAAACAGGUGAUAUGCUUCCACAUCUGUGUUUCUUACUUCUGGUGGUUCCAUUCGACAGUGAAGGGGCUGUCAUAGACGGAUCGGACGAUACCGGCGUGCAUUCAACCUCUCCAACCACCAUCGCUAGAAGUCCACAUCUCGAAUGGUUACUGCAAAGAAACAAAGAGAAAGAAACUGGCGGAGACAAGAUGAGGAUUUCAUUUUUCGUAGAUCUCUUGGACGAACCUCUGAUUGAGAAUGGUGGAAAAGAAUCCAGAAAGUCGUUCCUUGACGCUCUGCUGAGUGAGCCUUUAUUUGAUAACGGUCUUGCUAAAGCUGUUAUGGAAACUCAAAAGAAAUCCCCUGAAAUCAUAGACAUCCCGGUGUCUCCAAGUUUGGGUUCAAUGGAGUCGAAUGAUCAGUGGCCAGAAAUAUUCUAUCCUCCUUCAACAAAUCAAAUUUUUAGAGGCGAUGACAAUCAGCCAAGGGAUUUUAGUUUAAACACUUUAGAAUUCGUCAAGCAUAAUGGCGACAAGAUGGAAAGACUUUCGGGAAACUCCAUCAAAUCUACGAGUAAUGGACAAAAACAUCUUGCCCCAUUAAAAAAUGUCAAUCUCAUAGAAAGUGUGUUCGACAUAAUUGAAAGUAUACCUAGUAUUGAUGAUUUAAGUACCAAGGUGCCCCGUUCAGAACAUGGGAAUAGUCUGAUGACUAGAAACGAUGCUCUGGAGGUCAACGGGAAAAGGGAUUCUGAUAAUUCAAAACAAAGCGUAAUCACCAACAAACCUGUACCUUUAAGGAAUCGAAAGACGACUUCAAAAGAAAUUUCUAGGAACCAUGAAAUACAAAACAAACGGCAUUCCUUGUCGAUAUUUACACAAACACCCUCAACUAUUCAUCAAAGAGCUAAACCACUGUUGCCGAAUAAGAAAAAGAUUCUUCAUCAUUUGAUAUAUCUUUUUCCAAAAAAAUUGAAAAAUAAAUCUAGUGAUCAUUUUGAAAGAAAAAAAUCUAACAGUGUUAUUCAUUCUCGUACAAGAUCAAAGGUAGUGAACAAACAUAUGCAUACACGAGAGAAAAAUGGUGACAAUUUUCGGAAUUCAUUUAUUCCGUUACAACAAUAUAUAAAACCACAGUCUUUUAAACAUUUUCGAUAUGGAUCGUUAUUUCCAUACUACAGUUAUUACAAUCUACAUUCAAGGAACCCGGAUUUGCAGUAUAUUUCUUUGAAUUCAUUUGAUGACGUUUCUGUUUUUCCACAAAGAGAAGUUUACCUUAUGCCACAUACUCUGGUCAACCACAAAACGCCAGGCUCCUACUAGACCAUUCAGUAUUUCAUCUCAUCUACACGUCUACCCAUCUCAAGAGAGACGUACUUGCCUUCCAACCAGACAGCCCCAAUGUUUAACAAUCCAUUUUCAUAGUCGCCAUAAUUGUCAAGAAACUUACUCACAUGUACACCCGUAUAUUUAAAGUCCAGUCUGUGUGUUAUUUAAAAUCAUUAUCAUAUUAUAUUGAUUCUCGUGCAAAUUUGUAUGAUGUAUGUAUUCCUGUUCAGUUCGUGUACAGCUAAUUGUCCAAGUACCGGUAUAUAAUAUUUGAUAUUGAUUGUUUGUAUUUACUAUGUAAAAUAUAAUUUGUGUGAUUGCCCUUCUUUUCCUUGAAGUACGUAUUUAUCAUUUGCCAAUGAUGCAUUAUUUAUUUGAUGAUAUUUAUGCCAAUAUAUUAAACAGUUUAGUAAACUUUUCGAUAUUAAAGGAGAACAUUUUUUGCAUGAUAAUCAGCAUAUAGAUUAUAAAGUGCUUGACGAUCAA